Molecule: messenger RNA, 2394 nt
Organism: Porites evermanni
Lineage: Eukaryota; Metazoa; Cnidaria; Anthozoa; Scleractinia; Poritidae
Source: the annotation of a GenBank genome assembly
AUGAGGCGCUGGAAAACCUGGGAAAGUUUAUCUGUUGAGGAUUAUUUCGACGAAAUUACGCAACCGACUCGCUGGAACUCAUUUGAAACUCUGGACAAGAUGUCAUUAAAUGACGGUGGAUUAAAGCUGGCACAGAAAUCCACAAGUAACCAAAGUGUUAUAAGCGACCCGUCUGCGCUAUGUUCUGUUUGCAAGCAACCCUUUCAUCGGCCUAGGUUUCUACGAUGUCUUCACAGCUUUUGCAAGAGCUGCAUCGAAAGUCUUGCUGGAAAAACAAGUGGAGAAGCCGAAGGAACCGUUGUCUGCCCUAUAUGUUCAUUCCCGAGUGAACUUGGAAGUAAAGGAAUUGAAGAACUGCCUGUGAACUUUCUUAUACUCAAAAAUCCGAGUUACGUGGUAGAGGAAAGAAAAAGUCCAAUCAAGUGUGGAAAUUGUGAAGAUAACUCCGAAGCCACCGGCCAAUGCAGUGAAUGCAAGGAAUAUUUGUGUGACAAGUGCACAGCUGCUCAUAGAAGAGUGCGUGUUACGAGAGACCAUCACAUAAUUCCUCUGAGUGAGUUAGGGAAAGAAAAUGACGAUAAUAACAAUGUUUGGAACCCCGAUAACUGCUCGGAGCACAACCGUGAAGAAGUGACGUACUUCUGCUCAACAUGCAACAAACCUAUUUGUCGAGAAUGCACUGUUGUGAGUCAUCCAAAAACAACUCACUCAUUCGAACCACUUAAAGAUGCAUCGAACAAGCACAGGCAAGAAAUAACUGCGCUCUUGGAUACGAUUAAACUAAGGACUCCUUUUGUAAAAAGAGCUUUGCUAGAGAUCGAGGAGGCAUGUGAAGAUAUACCUCGACACACAAUUGCAAUGGAAGAGCAAAUUCGAAGUUCAACAGCACGCUAUAUAAGAGCGUUGAAACAACGCGAAGAACAGUUGUUGGACGAUCUGGGAGCCAUGAGAGAAUAUAAAGCCACAUUGCUGGAACAGCAAAAGGAACGUUUAUACAAAGGAUUUAGGGGUAUUGAGAGCAACUGUGGUUUGGUGGAAAAGUUACUUCAAGAAGGAAACGCAGCUGAAGUCGCCAGGGUAAAAGAUUUUAUGACAGGACGACUUCGAGGUUUAACAAGCGUGAUUCAAGACAUGUCACCAUCCGAGGGACCUGAAUUUGAUUACGUCACUGAGGAGGACCUACUGUUUGACGUCAUCAGCCGAGGUGGAAAGCUGGAGAGCCGCACCAGGGCUCCCGCUGUGCGCCUUAUCGGGGAGGGACUGUACAACGCUGCAGUAGGCAAGACCUCAAGUUUUGUUUUAGCUGUGCGAGAAGAUGCUUCGAUAAACAAAGCAAACGUGGAUGUUCGGAUUGAAACUCCUGAUCUGGUUAUACUCACUUGUGUCAUUAAUGAACAUAGUUCAAAGCUUUUCACGCUCAGUUACACACCUAGAAUUCAUGGUGAACACGUGAUUACCGUCCUGGUGAAUGAAGAACACGUAGAAGAAAGCCCUUACACAGUGACUGUAAAGAAAGGUCACAUGUGCUUUGCCACCAAGUCGCUCCCAGUUUGCUUACGCUUUGGUUACAAAGGUAAAGGACGGGGCGAAUUCAGAAACCCAUCCGAUGUUGCCGUGGCCAGUAAUGGAGUUAUCGCAGUUGCCGACUCACUAAAUGAUAGAAUUAAACUGUUUACAAGCAAAGGAGGAUUUAUGCGGCAGUUUGGAGGCUCUGGAGAUGAAGUUGGCAGGUUUAGCUCGCCAACUGGUCUUUGCUUUUCCCAGAGUGGGCAAAUAGUCGUCGCUGAUCAACAAAACAACCGCGUGCAAGUGUUCAGUUUGGACGGAUUGCUUUGUAAAGUAAUUCAAAAUAAAGGGCGAAAUGGGGGGAGUUUUAAGAAUCCCACGGGUGUUGCUGUUGACGAAGAAGGGCAACUGCUGGUAACAGAUCAACAGAAUCACAGAGUCGUGAUUUUUAACAACCUGGGCGUUUAUUGCAACCAGUUUGGGUCCCUGGGAACCAAAGAUGGUGAGUUUAACAACCCCUCCUACAUCGCCGUCACUCAAGAGGGCGAGAUAUUUGUCACGGAUACCUCAAACCAUCGAGUGCAGAUUUUUGACUCGGUGGGAAAGUUUCAACGAAAAUUUGGGAGGCCCGGAACUGGGGAUGGGGAGUUUCACUAUCCCUCGGGAAUAACAGUUGAUUCAUCCGGGUAUAUUUUCGUUUCUGAUCGAACCAAUCGCGUUCAAGUAUUCAACUCUCACUUACGUUUCGUCACCAAGUUUGGCGGGAAAAUAAGUGGCGACGGACAGCUAAGCAACCCGCAAGGCAUUGACUACACCCCAGAAGGCCGGAUUGCUGUGGCCGACACUGGAAAUAAUUCCGUCAAGGUUUUCUACUUCCCAAACGAGUAA